This is a messenger RNA of Sesamum indicum (sesame), 4594 nucleotides long. It is a transcript of the gene GUN5, whose product is annotated as magnesium-chelatase subunit chlH, chloroplast, putative / Mg-protoporphyrin IX chelatase, putative (CHLH). Gene Ontology annotation, cellular component: chloroplast. The record is from RefSeq and is a predicted model, not a curated record. Lineage: Eukaryota; Viridiplantae; Streptophyta; Magnoliopsida; Lamiales; Pedaliaceae. Gene Ontology annotation, molecular function: magnesium chelatase activity. Gene Ontology annotation, biological process: chlorophyll biosynthetic process.
CUUCUUCGUCUUCCAACAGAGAAGAGUUCUUGAACCGCUGCAGAAGCAGCAGAAAGCCCUUCUCAAAAGGUACAUUAAUUCACACCUUUUUCUUCAUUGAUUCUACUCUUUCUGCUCUUUAGCUCUCUGUGUACAUAUUAUUUUUUCUUUUGCAACUUCAGUUCCUUCUGUGUAAUCAAGAACCAGAAUUCUUGUUUCUUGAGAUAUACAGAAAGUUUCAGCAUGGCUUCUUUGGUUUCAUCGCCAUUUACACUGCCCAACUCAAAAGUAGAACACCUUUCUUCAUUUUCACAAAAGAACUAUUUCCUUCACUCUUUUCUUCCUAAAAAAUUCAAUAACACCAACACACAGUCAUCUCAUAAGUUCAAAUGCGCUGCAAUUGGCAAUGGUUUGUUCACUCAAACCACACCCGAAGUCAGGAGGAUCGUGCCCGAAAAGUCAUCCAAUGGCCUCCCCACUGUGAAAAUUGUGUAUGUAGUUUUAGAAGCUCAGUACCAAUCAUCCCUCACAGCUGCAGUUCAAAGUCUUAACCAGAGUGGACAGUAUGCUUCAUUUGAAGUUGUGGGGUACUUGGUUGAGGAGCUUAGAGAUGCGAAUACCUACAAAACUUUCUGUAAAGAUCUCGAGGAUGCGAAUAUCUUUAUAGGAUCAUUGAUUUUUGUGGAGGAACUGGCCUUAAAGGUUAAGGAUGCAGUGGAGAAAGAGAGGGAGAGGCUUGACGCUGUGUUGGUAUUCCCAUCAAUGCCUGAAGUAAUGAGACUCAACAAGUUGGGCUCAUUCAGUAUGUCGCAGCUCGGGCAGUCGAAAAGCCCAUUUUUCCAGCUAUUCAAGAAGAAGAACAAGUCGUCUGCGGGCUUUGCUGACAGCAUGUUGAAACUUGUGAGGACACUGCCUAAGGUUUUGAAGUACUUACCAAGUGAUAAGGCGCAAGAUGCUAGGAUGUACAUACUUAGCCUGCAGUUUUGGCUUGGGGGUUCACCGGAUAAUCUGGUGAAUUUCUUGAAGAUGAUUUCCGGUUCUUAUGUUCCUGCUUUAAAAGGGACGAAGAUUGAGUACUCGGAUCCGGUGCUGUACUUGGACAGCGGAAUUUGGCACCCUUUGGCUCCUUGUAUGUAUGAUGAUGUGAAGGAGUACCUGAAUUGGUAUGCUACUAGGAGAGAUACAAAUGAGCAGCUCAAGAAUCCAAAUUCUCCUGUUAUUGGACUCGUUUUGCAAAGGAGUCAUAUUGUUACAGGUGACGAGAGUCAUUAUGUGGCUGUGAUCAUGGAGCUGGAAGCUAGAGGGGCUAAAGUCAUACCAAUAUUUGCUGGUGGUCUCGACUUCUCGGGUCCAGUCGAGAGGUACUUUAUUGAUCCAAUCACGAAGAAGCCGAUGGUGAACUCGGUCGUAUCACUUACUGGUUUUGCUCUUGUUGGAGGUCCAGCAAGGCAGGACCAUCCAAGGGCCGUCGAGGCGUUGAUGAAGCUUGAUGUGCCUUAUAUUGUGGCCUUGCCGUUGGUGUUCCAGACAACAGAGGAGUGGUUGAACAGCACAUUGGGGCUCCACCCGAUCCAGGUGGCUCUACAAGUUGCUCUUCCGGAGCUUGAUGGGGGAAUGGAGCCAAUUGUUUUUGCAGGCCGAGAUCCUAGAACAGGAAAAUCACAUGCUCUUCACAAAAGAGUGGAGCAACUCUGCACUAGAGCCAUUAAAUGGGCUGAGCUCAAGAGGAAAUCCAAGGCAGAGAAGAAGCUGGCUAUCACCGUAUUUAGCUUUCCCCCAGACAAAGGCAAUGUUGGAACUGCUGCUUACUUGAAUGUUUUCGCUUCCAUUUACUCUGUACUUAAAGAUCUCAAGAGUGAUGGCUACAGUGUGGAAGGCCUUCCAGAAACUGCUGAAGCCUUGAUAGAAGAUAUAAUUCACGACAAAGAGGCUCAGUUUAACAGCCCAAAUCUUAACAUAGCCUACAAGAUGGGUGUGAGAGAAUACCAGAAUCUGACUCCAUAUGCCACUGCUCUUGAAGAAAACUGGGGAAAGCCCCCGGGUAAUUUGAACUCUGAUGGAGAAAACCUCCUUGUUUACGGUAAACAAUACGGAAACGUCUUUAUUGGUGUUCAGCCCACAUUUGGCUAUGAGGGUGAUCCGAUGCGGCUACUCUUCUCUAAAUCAGCAAGUCCACACCACGGAUUUGCUGCUUACUACUCAUUUGUCGAGAAAAUCUUCAAGGCUGAUGCGGUUCUGCACUUUGGCACUCAUGGUUCUCUUGAAUUCAUGCCUGGGAAGCAGGUUGGUAUGAGUGACGUUUGUUACCCCGACAGUCUCAUUGGGAACAUUCCCAAUGUCUACUACUAUGCAGCCAACAACCCAUCUGAAGCCACCGUUGCUAAGCGUCGAAGCUAUGCGAAUACCAUUAGUUACUUGACUCCUCCGGCUGAAAACGCGGGGCUUUACAAAGGACUCAAGCAGCUGAGCGAGCUGAUAUCCUCAUACCAAUCCCUUAAAGACACGGGACGUGGCCCUCAAAUCGUGAACUCUAUCAUCAGCACAGCUAGGCAGUGCAAUCUGGACAAGGACGUGGAUCUUCCAGAAGAGGGAGUGGAAAUCUCUGCCAAAGAGCGAGACCUUGUGGUUGGAAAGGUGUAUUCCAAAAUUAUGGAAAUCGAAUCCCGUUUGCUACCCUGUGGUCUUCAUGUCAUUGGCGAGCCUCCAUCUGCAAUGGAAGCAGUUGCUACACUUGUCAACAUUGCUGCUUUGGAUCGACCAGAAGAUGGAAUUUCUUCGCUUCCAUCUAUAUUGGCCGAGACGGUGGGCAGAGAAAUUGAAGAUGUCUACCGAGGAAGUGACAAGGGCAUAUUGAGGGACGUUGAACUCCUUCGCCAGAUUACUGAGGCGUCACGUGGGGCGAUUAGUGCAUUUGUGGAGAGAACAACUAACAAGAAAGGCCAGGUUGUUGAUGUUGCUGACAAGUUGACAUCAAUUCUUGGCUUCGGCCUAAAUGAACCAUGGAUUCAGUACCUAUCAAACACCAAAUUUUACAGGGCUGACAGAGAAAAACUCAGAGUCUUGUUCCAGUUCUUAGGGGAAUGCUUGAAGCUAGUUGUGGCUGACAAUGAGUUGGGAAGUCUAAAACAAGCUCUCGAAGGGAAAUAUGUCGAGCCAGGUCCAGGAGGGGAUCCAAUCAGAAACCCAAAAGUGUUGCCCACUGGAAAGAAUAUCCAUGCGUUGGACCCACAAGCUAUUCCGACAACUGCAGCUAUGCAGAGUGCAAAGGUGGUAGUUGACAGGUUGCUUGAGAGGCAAAAGAUCGACAAUGGAGGGAAAUAUCCCGAGACUGUCGCUCUUGUACUAUGGGGAACAGAUAACAUCAAGACAUAUGGGGAAUCACUGGCUCAGGUCUUGUGGAUGAUUGGAGUUAGGCCGGUUGCUGAUACAUUUGGACGUGUGAACCGAGUGGAACCUGUGAGUCUUGAAGAGCUUGGGAGACCAAGAGUUGAUGUAGUUGUCAAUUGUUCUGGUGUUUUCAGAGAUCUCUUCAUUAAUCAGAUGAAUCUUCUUGAUCGGGCUGUAAAAAUGGUUGCUGAGCUGGACGAGCCUGAAGACCAAAACUAUGUGAGAAAACACGCGCUAGAACAAGCGAAAACGUUAGGAGUUGAAGUGCGUGAAGCUGCAUCUCGAAUCUUCUCAAACGCCUCAGGCUCAUAUUCCUCCAACAUUAACCUUGCUGUCGAGAAUUCCUCAUGGAAUGAUGAGAAGCAACUUCAGGACAUGUACUUGAGCCGAAAAUCAUUUGCAUUCGACUCUGAUGCUCCCGGUGCGGGCAUGACUGAAAAACGGAAGAUUUUUGAGAUGGCUCUGAGUACAGCUGAUGCCACUUUCCAAAAUCUUGACUCCUCAGAGAUCUCCCUCACCGAUGUUAGUCACUACUUUGAUUCCGACCCAACAAACCUUGUACAAAACCUCAGGAAGGAUGGCAAGAAGCCUAGCGCAUACAUAGCUGACACUACCACAGCUAAUGCACAGGUCCGUACACUUUCUGAGACUGUGCGCCUCGAUGCAAGAACCAAGUUGUUGAAUCCUAAAUGGUAUGAGGGCAUGCUGUCCACCGGAUAUGAGGGGGUCCGUGAGAUUGAAAAACGUCUGACCAACACUGUUGGUUGGAGUGCAACUUCAGGACAAGUCGACAAUUGGGUGUAUGAAGAGGCAAACACGACUUUCAUUCAAGACGAGCAAAUGCUCAACAGACUCAUGAGUACGAAUCCAAACUCAUUCAGAAAGUUGAUUCAGACGUUCUUGGAGGCAAAUGGACGCGGAUACUGGGAAACUUCUGCAGAAAACAUCGAGAGAUUGAGGCAGCUGUACUCAGAAGUUGAAGACAAGAUUGAAGGAAUUGAUCGUUGAUUCUUGAUUUGAAGAAGUUACUGUCAACUGCAAAUAACAUAGGUGGUCUCUUCUCCUUCCCUUCUUGUAGGAUGGAUCUUUGGAUCUGUUCAAGAAUUGGAACUGAAUUUUUCACCAAUAUCCCAAUGUAUUCAUUUUCCUGGGUGGUUGGUUGUCUGAAUUGUAACCUGUAAACCUCUGAUUCGCAUAAAUUCAAUUUUCUGCCAUUGUCAUCAUGUAA